AAAUGUUCCCUCACACGUCUCCUUCUAUCUUCUUCUCCAAUUAAAAUAAAAUCCGUUUAACUGUCUCUCGCCGCCGGUAACAUUUUCCGGCGACAAAAUUUCUCUAUUUUCACUAUUCCUCCACCGUAAUUUCUAAAUUAUUCUCCAUUCCGAUCAUGAUUAUAUAAUCGUUGUUGUUUGUUGAAGACGAUCUCUGAUACUGAUUCCGUCAUCACCUUCACUAGAUUGUGACUUCACCGUUUUGAGAUGUUGGAUCUUAAUCUCGACGCUGAUUCUCCCGAGUCGACUCAGUACGGUGGUGACUCAUACUUAGAUCGGCAAACAUCAGACGGUUCCGCCGGGAAUCGAGUGGAAGAGUCCGGUACAUCGACGUCGUCUGUUAUCAAUGCCGAUGGUGACGAAGACUCUUGCUCCACUCGAGCUUUCACUCUCAGUUUCGAUAUUUUAAAAGUCGGAAGUAGUAGCGGCGGAGAUGAAAGCUCCGCCGGAGUUACUAAAGAGUUUUUUCCGGUGAGUGGUGACUGUGGACAUCUACGAGAUGUUGAUGGAUCAAGCUCAAGAAGUUGGAUAGAUCUUUCUUUUGACCGUUUCGGUGAUGGAGAAACGAAAUUGGUAACUCCGGUUCCGGUUCCGACUCCGGCGCCGGUUCCGGCUCAGGUGAAGAAGAGUAGGAGAGGACCAAGGUCAAGAAGUUCACAGUAUAGAGGAGUUACCUUUUAUAGAAGAACUGGUCGAUGGGAAUCACAUAUUUGGGAUUGUGGGAAACAAGUUUAUUUAGGUGGUUUUGACACUGCUCAUGCUGCAGCUAGAGCUUAUGAUCGAGCUGCUAUAAAAUUUAGAGGUGUUGAUGCUGAUAUCAACUUUACUCUUGGUGAUUACGAAGAAGAUAUGAAACAGGUACAAAAUUUGAGUAAGGAAGAGUUUGUGCAUAUACUUCGUCGACAGAGCACGGGUUUCUCGCGAGGGAGUUCGAAGUAUCGAGGGGUUACAUUACAUAAAUGUGGUAGAUGGGAAGCUAGGAUGGGGCAGUUUCUUGGUAAAAAGGCUUAUGACAAGGCUGCAAUCAACACCAAUGGCAGAGAAGCAGUCACCAACUUCGAGAUGAGUUCAUACCAAAAUGAGAUUAACUCUGAGACCAAUAACGAAGGUGGUCAUGACAAACUCGAUCUCAACUUGGGAAUCUCUUUAUCGUCCGGUAAUGCGCCAAAGCAAAACGGGAGGCUCUUUCACUUCCCUUCUAAUACUUAUGAAACUCAGCGUGGAGUUAGCUUGAGGAUAGAUAAUGAAUACAUGGGAAAGCCGGUGAAUACACCUCUUCCUUAUGGAUCCUCGGACCAUCGUGUUUACUGGAACGGAGCAUGCCCGAGUUAUAAUAAUCCCGUCGAGGGAAGAGCAACAGAUAAGAGAAGUGAAGCUGAAGGGAUGAUGAGUAACUGGGGAUGGCAGAGACCGGGGCAAACAAGCGCCGUGAGACCGCAGCCACCGGGAGCACAACCACCACCAUUGUUCUCAGUUGCAGCAGCAUCAUCAGGAUUCUCACAUUUCCGGCCACAACCUCCCAAUGACAAUGCGACACGUGGUUACUUUUAUCCACAACCUUAACUUAUAUGGGGACAUAUGAGAGUUUUUUACCAUCUCUCUCUCUCUAGUCCCCUUUCAAAAAUGUCAUUUGGGUUUACAUUUUUACAUACAAUGAUCAAAUUUUUCCAAAUUCAGAUGAGAAAAUGUGGGUUUUUACAUCAAAUUUGGUUCGUUGAGAGAAACUUGAUCAACUAAAUGUGUGUAUACUAUUGUUCAUGAAAUGUCUUUAUCAUAUAAUAUGGUUGUUUAUGUGAAAAUGUGUUUCUUUGGUAAGAGGACUCUUGAAAGUUGGAAGGUACAAUUUGUAAAUAAAAAUAAAAUAUGAGGAUGAAG
Arabidopsis arenosa is the source of this 1914-nucleotide messenger RNA. The record is from the annotation of a GenBank genome assembly. NCBI's taxonomy places the organism in Eukaryota, Viridiplantae, Streptophyta, Magnoliopsida, Brassicales, Brassicaceae.